Molecule: messenger RNA, 1697 nt
Organism: Struthio camelus australis
Lineage: Eukaryota; Metazoa; Chordata; Aves; Struthioniformes; Struthionidae
Source: RefSeq, a predicted model, not a curated record
AUGCAGAAGAAACCGGAUGCUUUCCUCAACCGAGGCAGCCAAGAGCCUCCUGCUCUCUGCUCCCCUGACCGUGUCACGUUGUUACCAAACAGCGCUUGGCGCGCCGGGAUCCAGAACAGCUCUGCCGUCGCCGUCUGGGACUCAGAGAGUAUAGCCAAAGAUAUCGUGGUCAAGAGACCUGCUCUGAACUGCCCCGGCAAAAGCGCUCCUCUGUUAGCGCGUGGGAAAGGCAGGAGCGGCUGCAGCAGGUCUUUGCUUGUGCGUGGGAUUGGAGCACACGAUUGGAGCCGUGGUGGGGCUCAGAGGGUGCUGUGUCAGGGAGAGAGGUGGGAUUGCUUUCCAAAGCUAACCUUGUUUUGUUUCUCUCCCCACCGUUACGCUCCUCCACCCUGUGGCUUGUUGCAGACUAAAGUAGAAGAUAUCGUGCAGGAAGUCUUCAAUGCCUACAAGUCGAACCAUCACACUUCGCAAUUUGUCCUGCAGCGGGAGAAGCACUUCCACUACCUGAAGAGAGGCCUCAGACAACUGACCGAAGCCUACGAGUGCUUGGAUGCCAGCCGACCCUGGCUCUGCUACUGGAUCCUGCACAGCUUGGAGUUGCUGGAGGAGCCCAUUCCCGAGUCGGUCGCCUCCGAGAGUGAGAUGGAGAGCAAGAGGAGCCAUAGUGGGUGCUGCGAUGUCCGGGCCUGGGGAGGCUGGACCCUCACCGGCCCCUCAUGCCCUGCUGGGUCUUGCAGGAAGAAGCUCCUGGAGUACCUGCACUCGCUGAAACAGCCCGAUGGCUCCUUCCUCAUGCACGUCGGGGGCGAGGUGGACGUCAGGUGGGUAGGCGCCGCGGAAGACGGGUUGCCCACCUUGGGCAGUACCAGCCUGGGAAACGCAUCUCUUCCCCGCUGCAGUCGUCGGGGUGUCUACCCGGGCUGUGGACCCGCAGAGCUGCGUCCUCGCUGGGGCCCCUCGAGAGCCACAGCCCGCUUCAAGCGUCCCCUCUGCUCUCCCAGGGCUGCCGUGCGCUCCCGCCUUGGCCCUGAGCGCAGCGGGGGGCUGGAUGUGGCCCGGCGACCUGCUGAGAUAGGGAUGGGGGUCUCAACUGGGCUGUGGUGGUGGGGUAUGUCCUGUGCCAGGCUGGAGCUGCCUGGGGCCGUCAUCGCACUGGCAACUGCUCCUGUCUGUCCCCUGCAGCACUGGGUGACCAGCCGGCAGAUGCGUUUCGAGGGCGGUUUCCAGGGUCGAUGUAACAAGCUGGUGGACGGUUGUUACUCCUUCUGGCAGGACGGGCCGCUGUCGCACCGCGCACUCCACGCCAGAGGCGAUGCUGCUCUCAGCAUGACGCACUGGAUGUUCGACCAGUCGGCGCUGCAGGAAUACAUCCUGCUGUGCUGUCAGUGUCCGGCCGGGGGGCUGCUCGACAAGCCGGGGAACUGGAGCUGCGCUCGGGCCACGCACCCCGUGUACAACAUCGCCCCGGAAAAGGUGAUACAAGCAGUGAUGCACUUCCUGCAGCAGCCUGUGCCCAGCCUGGAGCUGGAGACACCAGCAGCCGCUGCAGACUAGGGGCCCUCGCUCCCCGUGGACUCUGUGCGGAGCGGCCCUCCCCGAGGGCCAGCAGGGAGCUGCCGGGAUGUUUCCAACGCGGACAUACAGAGCGUGGUCCUCAGGAUGCUAGCGAUACCAAAAACAGCUUGCUCUGUGGCCGC